UCCUUUCAGCCCAUACACUCGUUUCUAUUCAGGCUGUUACUUCUCCAUUCUUCUUUGACUACCGCUUCGAUCAUCAAGAUAGAUACUUGAGAGUCCCUGAUUCAAGCGCAACAGUUGCAACAUGUAGGUGAGCUCAUUGAACAUUUCCUCACACGCUGAACUAUCUAAGGCUCAACCUACGUUCUUUAUCUCCUCUUCUGCUAGUCACUCUUUUCUUCGCCCUAGCCACUGCUUUCAAUACAUCCACCAUAGCCUAUGGCACUGGCAUCAUCGCGCCAACCGGCAUAUCUCCAUCCUACGGGUUAUCAAGCUACCUAUACCCAAACACCACCUCCUCCACAGCAACCCCUAUCUCCCCUCCAGGCUACCCAACAGACCCAGCAUACCCACCAGACCCCUACCAACCCAUCACAACAGUAAUGUAUGUAGUCACUCCCCUAUCAAACCUCUCAAUUCCUACUAACCUAUUCAUCCAGUGAAACAACAUAUACAACAAUAUGCGCAAUCACUGUCGUCGCCCCUUGCCCCACCGGCCUCUCCACAUAUACCACCGACGAAAC
Messenger RNA from Pseudovirgaria hyperparasitica, 560 nucleotides. RefSeq lists its product as uncharacterized. NCBI's taxonomy places the organism in Eukaryota, Fungi, Ascomycota, Dothideomycetes, Acrospermales, Acrospermaceae. The coding region runs from base 256 to 420 and encodes 54 amino acids. The record is from RefSeq and is a predicted model, not a curated record. The transcript has a single exon.